AGGAGCCACUUCUUGACUGGACUCAGGUCUCCACCAGAAUCCCUAGUCAGUCAGCUGCUGCUCUCCCGGGCUUGAUCAUGGAACUCCCGGUGAAUGUGAAGACGUGGAUUGAAAAAAACAAAUCCUCCUUUCUUCCCCCAGUCUGCAACAAGCUCAUGCAUCAGUCCCAACUUAAAGUCAUGUUUGUCGGAGGCCCAAACCAAAGAAAAGAUUACCACAUUGAGGAGGGAGAAGAGAUCUUUUACCAGCUUGAAGGCCACAUGGUUCUUGGGAUCCUGGAGAAAGGCCAACGCAGAGAUGUGCUCAUCCGCCAGGGGGAGAUAUUCCUCCUGCCAGCUGGCAUCCCCCACUCACCACAAAGGUUUGCCAACACUGUGGGGCUGGUGGUAGAGCGAGAAAGACUGAAGACAGAGACCGAUGGGCUCAGGUACUAUGUGGGAGAUACAACAAACGUCCUUUUUGAGAAGUGGUUCUACUGUGAGGAUCUUGGCACACAACUAGCACCAAUCAUCCAGGAGUUUUUCAAUUCUGAGCAGUACAAGACAGGAAAACCUUGCCCAGACCAGCUGCUCAAAGAGCCCCCCUUCCCACUGAGCACAAGGACUGUCAUGGAGCCACUGUCCCUUCAGGGAUGGUUGGAUACCCACCGGAGGGAACUGAAGGCAGGGAGCACCCUCAGCAUGUUUGGAGACACAUAUGAAACAGAGGUAAAAGUCUGUGGAUCUGGCAGCAGCAAAGGCCCUAAGCUGAAUGUUGAUUUGUGGCUUUGGCAGCUGGAAGGAUCCUCAGUGGUGACCAUUGAGGGACAGAAACUACAUCUGGCUCCCGAUGACAGCCUCCUUGUGCCCAAAGGGACCAUGUAUCUCUGGGAGCGAGCUCAGGAUUGUGUGGCUUUGGCAGUGACCCAGAAUCCAGAGAACAAGAAGCCACUGGGAUAAACCCAUAUAAUAAUGAUAUGACCUUGGUGCAACUUUGUUGCUUUUUUGAAUAAAAUACAACACAUUAAAAAGUUAUUAUCUGCACCAGAUAAAA
Molecule: messenger RNA, 1032 nt
Organism: Monodelphis domestica (gray short-tailed opossum)
Lineage: Eukaryota; Metazoa; Chordata; Mammalia; Didelphimorphia; Didelphidae
Gene: HAAO
Product: 3-hydroxyanthranilate 3,4-dioxygenase
Biological process (GO): quinolinate metabolic process; 'de novo' NAD+ biosynthetic process from L-tryptophan
Cellular component (GO): cytoplasm
Molecular function (GO): iron ion binding; 3-hydroxyanthranilate 3,4-dioxygenase activity
Source: RefSeq, a predicted model, not a curated record